Molecule: messenger RNA, 1467 nt
Organism: Dromiciops gliroides (monito del monte)
Lineage: Eukaryota; Metazoa; Chordata; Mammalia; Microbiotheria; Microbiotheriidae
Gene: ZFAND2A
Product: zinc finger AN1-type containing 2A
Exons: 7
Coding region: 261-791 (176 amino acids)
Biological process (GO): protein targeting to ER; proteasome-mediated ubiquitin-dependent protein catabolic process
Cellular component (GO): endoplasmic reticulum; cytoplasm
Molecular function (GO): zinc ion binding
Source: RefSeq, a predicted model, not a curated record
UUGGGUGAGCUAUUAAAUAGCCGGGACCGGGCCCUGGCAGUGGGAUUUGUUUUGUUGCGGGAUCGGCGCUGCGUCUGGAGCUAAGCGGGUUCGUCUCACCGGCGUCCUUGGCUACUCUUCGGAAUUCCGUUGGUAAUUCCCCUGGACAUGUAGGGGGGUUUUUCCUGUCUUCCCUCCCGGGCAGCCGCCGCUUCGCUCCCUGGUCAUCGGCAGCAGCAUUGCAGCUGGUUUUUGUGUCAUUAGCACGUUAUCUUUCUACAAUGGAAUUUCCAGACUUGGGAAAGCAUUGUUCUGAAAACACUUGCAAGCAGCUGGAUUUUCUUCCUUUAAACUGUGAUGCAUGUCACAAAGUCUUUUGUAAAGAUCAUGUUCAGUUGGAGCAGCAUAAAUGCAGUGCUGCAUAUAAAAAGGAUGUGCAGGUUCCAGUGUGUCCACUUUGUCAUGUCCCAGUUCCAGUAGGAAGGGGAGAAAUUGCAGAUGUUGUGGUUGGACAACAUAUGGAUAAAGACUGUAAAUAUAAUCCAGCUCAGGAAAAAAAGAUUUUUGUACACCGGUGCUCAAAGGAGGGAUGCAAGAAGAGAGAAAUGUUCAAGCUACUUUGUGACCAGUGUAACGACAACUUCUGUAUUAAGCACAGACAUCCUUUGGAUCAUAACUGCAAAUAUAGUGGCCAUCCUAUCUCCAAAGCAGGGUGUGCAGCUAUAAUGAGAGCUUCUAAAUCAUCUGGAGCGUCAAGCCAAUUAUCUUCCAGUUGGCUAGCUCAACGAUUAAGAGGAAAGCAAAAGAGUUGAUGAUCAUUUGACAUUCCUGCUCUCUAACCUGACAAUGAAAGAUUCUGUGCAUUUUUAUAUAAUUUAAAAUACUUUGGGCCUUUUCACAAAAUCUGAAUUAUUUAUUACUUUAUUAACUUUUAUCUGAAAACAUUUUCUUACAUUUCUCAGGGAUAACUGUAAAACUUCAUCAAAAUUGUUUUAGAUAAGUCUUGAAUGUAUAAUCAGCUUCAUCAAUUCCAUUUAGUUAGAAACAGAAGUGGUGUCUCUAAAAUUAUAACUUUGUACAUUUAUACAUUCUUUAUACAUUUUAAUUGUAACUUGAAUUUAUAACUUGAAUUAUAAUCUGUUCUCAGAGUACAGUUUGAUUAUAACUUACAUUUAAAGUUGUGUUAGGAUGCCAUAAAUAGCUAAUUGUUUCUGGUGCCUUUAUGUCUUAAAGUCCAUUCUUGAGCAUUAAGAACUCUUUGUACGUACACUUAGAUGUUUUUGAAUAAAGUGGCCAAAUUUUGGUUCCUUAUUGUUCCUGUUGAUUGAGGAGAGAUUUGAUCAUUAACAUGUGUAUAAAGUAUCAUGCCUUUGUUUUACUAAAGCUUGACUUAGGAAAGUUCCCCUCCCCCCUCCACAACAAUUUAGUAGAGACGUUUUUGACAGACUUUAGAUGUGGAGCCAUUCCUUAAGAAAAAUAAACCAAAAA